Messenger RNA from Fonsecaea pedrosoi CBS 271.37, 216 nucleotides. RefSeq lists its product as uncharacterized. Lineage: Eukaryota; Fungi; Ascomycota; Eurotiomycetes; Chaetothyriales; Herpotrichiellaceae. The coding region runs from base 1 to 216 and encodes 71 amino acids. The transcript is spliced from 2 exons. The record is from RefSeq and is a predicted model, not a curated record.
AUGGAUACCAUCAAGAACACCGUCGACUACGUCAAGGAGUCCAUCUCCGGCGCCGGCGCCACUGCUUCCAAGGAAGCCAACAAGAACGUCGCCAAAGACAACAAUGCCGACCUGACCACUCGUGCUCAGGCUGCUGGUGACGCUCUCUCCGACAAGCUCGACGAACAGAAGCAUGAGCGCAAGGCCGACGUUCACAAGGAGGCUGCCAAGCACUAG